This is a messenger RNA of Vitis vinifera (wine grape), 827 nucleotides long. RefSeq lists its product as uncharacterized. Lineage: Eukaryota; Viridiplantae; Streptophyta; Magnoliopsida; Vitales; Vitaceae. The transcript has 3 exons. The record is from RefSeq and is a predicted model, not a curated record. Bases 30 to 728 code for a protein of 232 amino acids.
AUGAAGACUUUGAUGUUAUUUGUGCUCGCAUGGAGGCAACACAACGUCAAAUCACCGAUGCACAAAGUCAUCUUAAUAGUCUUAUUGCAUCAUACAACCGUGACGUGAAAGUGUUGAGGACUCGUUUCACCUCUUCACACUAUCGCACAGAUGAAGGUCAACCGUCAAAUUUUCAUGAACAUGUUAAUGAAAGUGGUGCACCAUUUUAUACAAAUAAUCCACAACAUUCACCUGUUCAUUCUGGUGGUCAAAGAAGAUCUUUUGAAGAUGACGUUGGAUGUACAAAUGAAGGAGUGUCAGAAAGACCCAACGUAGAAGAUGGUGUGUUCUUUUCAAACGAGGAUCCCCUUCACCCUGGGCCACACAAUAUGUUGGUGUUAGUGCAAUCAUGCAUGAACAACAAUGUGGAUGUAGCACCACAAGCCUUAGAAGAAAUACGACCACAAAGAGUAAAAAUGAAAGUACGUCGUCAUAGGCAACGAGUAGCUGCGUGUAAGUCACCUUUUGUACAAUUAUGUGUAUCAAAAUAUAAAAGGUUGACGGAGGAAGAGACACAUGUUGCCGACUAUGUAUUUGACGAGUCAAAAGAUCCAAGUGAGAUGCUUUGUGCAUAUGGUGGCUAUGGCGUGACACGGGAACAAUUUCAAUGCUUAGUAGGGGAGAACUUCAUUGAUAUUCCGGUAAGGUUUAUGAUAAAUAAGAAAAAAAUACCUUCAUCUUUCCAUUGAUCAUUUUAACUAAUGAAGAGGCAUUAUGUAGGUGAUUUCCAUGUUUUGCCGAUACAUGAAUGCAAAAGAAGAGAAUCCUUAUCGCAGACACUUUUUUAA